Messenger RNA from Microtus oregoni (creeping vole), 1026 nucleotides. Its product is annotated as mas-related G-protein coupled receptor member X1-like. NCBI's taxonomy places the organism in Eukaryota, Metazoa, Chordata, Mammalia, Rodentia, Cricetidae. Gene Ontology annotation, cellular component: membrane. Gene Ontology annotation, biological process: G protein-coupled receptor signaling pathway. The coding region runs from base 1 to 1026 and encodes 341 amino acids. Gene Ontology annotation, molecular function: G protein-coupled receptor activity. The record is from RefSeq and is a predicted model, not a curated record. The transcript has a single exon.
AUGGUUUAUGUUCUCAGGGACACUCCUGGAAGAUUUGUGAGCAUGGAUCCAAACAUCUCAUCCCACAGCACAGAAUCUACACCAAUGAAUAAAACCAGCCAGCCUGAGAAUCCUAAGUGCAGUCCAAUCCCAACUCUGCACUUCCUGACCCUCAUCAUUGCCCUGGUUGGAUUGGCGGGAAACACCAUUGUGCUCUGGCUCCUGGGAUUCCACAUGCGCAGGAAUGCCAUCUCCGUCUAUAUAUUCAACCUGGCCUUGGCAGACUCCUUCUUCCUCUGCUGCCACUUGAUUGACUCACUACUACGGAUUGCUGAUUUCUAUGACUUCUAUGCCCAUAACUUAAGCAAAGAAAUCUUAGGCAACAUAUCAAUCAUUCCCUAUAUCUCAGGUCUGAGCAUACUCAGUGCUAUUAGCACAGAGCGCUGCCUGUCUGUAUUGUGGCCCAUAUGGUACCACUGCCACCGACCAAAAAACAUGUCAGCUAUCAUAUGUGCCCUAAUCUGGGUCCUGUCCCUUCUGAUGGCCAUCCUUGAUUGGUACUUCUCAGGAUUCCUGAAUCAGGUUGAUCAUCAUUUGUGGAAAAAUGUUGAUUUUAUUGUAACUGCAUUUCUUGUCUUUUUAUUUAUACUUCUAUUUGGGUCCAGUGUGGCCCUACUGGCCAAGGUCCUCUGUGGUUCCAUGCGGAAACGACUGACCAGGCUGUAUGUUACCAUCUCACUCACGGUGGUGGUCUUCCUCAUCUGUGGCCUGCCUCUUGGGUUUUACCUGUUCCUGAUAUACUGGCUUGGAGCUCAAUCGCGUCCUCCCUUCUGUCAUCUUUACCAAGUUACUGCUCUCCUGUCCUGUGUGAACAGCUGUGCCAACCCCAUCAUUUACUUCUUUGUAGGCUCCUUUAGGCAGCAUAGGCAUCAUCGGUCUCUCAAGAGGAUUCUUCAGAGGGCUUUGGAGGACAUGCCUGAGGAGGAUGAACGUACAGCCAGCCACCUUCAGAAAACCAUUGAGGUGUCAGAAAGUCGAGAAUGGUAA